Phasianus colchicus (ring-necked pheasant) is the source of this 1239-nucleotide messenger RNA. RefSeq lists its product as uncharacterized. NCBI's taxonomy places the organism in Eukaryota, Metazoa, Chordata, Aves, Galliformes, Phasianidae. The record is from RefSeq and is a predicted model, not a curated record.
ACCCAGGCAGCCAGCAGGGCUUCACCGAAGGCGUUCGGUGCUGCAGCACUGCGGGGGGUGGGGGGUGGUGGGGUGAGGGUGGGCAGGGGGGCUGAGCCAUGUCUGUGGACUCGCAACGUCUCAUCAGGUCACCCAGCACAGAGACUUUCUACUGCACCACAAAGGCUAAUCUUCAGUCUGGGGUCCGGCGGGCCGCCCCUGGCACCAAGCUCCUGGCUCGUGGGGCUCCCAGGCAGGCCGUGACGCAGCACAGCAGCCAACUGUGCCCAGCUUCCUGUUUUCAUAAAGCUCGCAGCCUGAGCGACAUUCGUGAGUGUGUGAGGAAGUUCCGUGGCAAAAUGGUGGAAUUUAAAAAGCAGCCCCAGUUCCGCCUGCGGGUCGGGGGCCUGGAGGGCUCCUUCUACGAAGGGCAGGAGGAGCUGAAGGAGUACUGUGAGGUGCUCUACCUGCCACAGCCCACCAAGAUGGAGGUGGUGGGCACGGUGGAUGAUGUGCCCUGUCUAGCCACGGGGCAGCAGCUUGUCAUCCUCAUUGCUGAGAGUUUGGAGGUGUAUGCUUACGAGGAGGAGACGCUACACAAAGUUGCCAAGAAUAUGCAAGAAUUCACAAACAUAGGGCUGCAGCACCUGGGGAAAGAAGUCUACCACUGCGGAGCGAACGUAGACUCACUGGGUGAGGCGGAGCGAGACAAAGACCCAGCAAUCCAGCAGCUGAGGCAGAGUGCUCAGCACUUCCUUGAGGGAGGGAAGGAGGACUUCCAACUUCUCCUGGACUUGCUGUAGAACAAAGCCGUUGUUGCUUGUUGAAUCUGUGUGUGUGUGACAAGGGAUUGGCUGGGGUGGAACUGAGCUGUGUCCCCAAGUAUUUAAUCUGCCUUACCUUUAAACAAUUUCAGGGGCGGUGACUCCAGCCCCUCCCUGGGCAGCCUGUGCCAACAGGUCAUUUCUGAGAAAUUCUUCCUCAUAUCCAGCUUGGAAUCACUUCAUACCAUCACCUCUCGUCCUAUUGCUUUUGUGUGGAAGCAGAAAACAACUCCCACUUCGCCACAAACUCCUUUCACAGAGCUGAGGAGACUGAUAAAAUCUCACCUGAGCCUCCACCAGAUUAAAUCUCAAUGGAUUUGCCCUUAAAAUUGCACUUUUAAAGGUUAAUCAUUGUGUAAGCCUGUGUCCUGAAGUGAGAUUUUUCUUGCACAAACACAAAGCUUGUUUUAAUCAAAGAUUAAAGAUUUUAAAUAUA